CAAACGACAUUGAACAAUGAAUAUAUGGUUAUUGGUUUCCAUGCUGCUCUGCGUUAGCCAGCAGCUGCUGGCGGCCAAGGUACCAGACCCAGUGGCAGUGGGGGCGCUGCCCACAGGACGCAACAACAGCUACUGUGAGCCACAGCUGUGUGCACGCGGCAAGCAGCAUGUGGCCUGCGACAAGUCCUUGAAUGAGGCGCAACGCACUUGCAGCGUUGAGCAGGCGCAGCUGCUGAACUUGACGAACUACGCCGACGUUAUAGUGAAGACGCACAAUGAGCUGCGCCAGCGGCUGGCCAGUGGCAAGAACAUGACGCUGCCGCGUGCUGCGCGCAUGGUGGCGAUGCAGUGGAGCGAGGAGCUGGCCACGCUGGCGAGCUACAAUUCGCGCAUGUGCCAGGCCAAACAUGACGCUUGCCGCAAUACGGCGAACUUCAAGCGCUCCGGACAGAAUAUAAUUGUGUUCAACUUGACGCGUCUGGUGGAGAACGAGCUGAUGGACAAGCUCUAUCCAGAGCUAUUGCAGUUGGGCGUGCGCAGCUGGUGGGCGGAGCAUAGCAAUGGCAGCAACAUUAUGAACGAAGCGGAUGUGGAGCAUUAUUCCUGCACUUACAAGCGGCCACAGCAUCUCUUUCGCCACUUUGCGGUCAUGGCCGUGGAGAACAAUACGCAUGUUGGCUGCGCCGGUGUGCGCUAUUUGACCAAGCAGCUUACCCACUUCAAGCUGACCUGCAACUACGCCGAGGACUUUGUCUGCGGCAAGCAGAUCUAUCAUACACGCUCCAGUGCCUGCCAAACUGGACCCAAUCCGCAUCACAAAGCGCUCUGCUCCAAAAAGGAAACAUUUGCAUAAAUGCACGCACGCACACACACACAUAUAAUGCACACCAAUAACUAAAGUGCAUUAAAUAAACGCACGCACUUAUUUUCCAAAUACGCAUACGCCUAGUAGACCCUCAAUAAAUAUUGCGCAUAACAAAA
This is a messenger RNA of Drosophila busckii, 981 nucleotides long. RefSeq names its product antigen 5 like allergen Cul n 1. NCBI's taxonomy places the organism in Eukaryota, Metazoa, Arthropoda, Insecta, Diptera, Drosophilidae. The transcript is spliced from 4 exons. Bases 17 to 853 code for a protein of 278 amino acids. The record is from RefSeq and is a predicted model, not a curated record.